CACAGCUCAGGCAUCAGAAGCCCUCUGAGACAACAGAGCUCACUGCUCCUUAGACUCCAAGCCAGAAAAUACAAGGCAGAAAAACAAAACUUUCGAGUAAUCAUGAACUGCAAAUUUGUUCUGGCUGUCUUGGCUGUCUUCCUCAUCUCCGCAGCUGUGACUGAAGGCAUGACCCUGGCACGGGUAGGAAAUGAGCUCCGGUGCCAGUGCAUAACCACUCAUUCCAAGUUCAUCCCUUUUAAGCAUAUUCAGGAUGUGAAAAUGACCCAAAGUGGGCCUCACUGCACAAAUGUUGAAGUCAUUGCAACUCUCAAGGAUGGCAGAGAAGUGUGUCUGGAACCCACAGCCCCCUGGGUGACGCGCCUUGUCGAGGCUAUUUUGAACAAGGCUGAAUCCAACAUUGAAACACCACUUUAAGAAAAGCAGCAGAAGAAAAAUCUACACAUUUCUCCUGUUCUGUCCAGAAGGAAACAUCUAAUUGAAAAUGCCAAUGAGCCUUCAAGCAGCCUACAUACGUCCACCUUCUACACCCAUAUGUUUUUAUGCAGGCUAAGACUUACUGUAUCUAUUUCCUAUUUAUAUAUUUAUUUAAAACUAUCACUUUGUUCAGAAAAGAUUCAGGUAUUUAUGGUAUGUGCUACUCAGUGAAAUUGAAAACCACUGAAUAGGAAAAGUGAUUUCGCGAAGGAGACGAAGACCCUUUGGACAUCACUUUAGCUAAAUAUAUUUUUAUCAGUGCUAUGCACUUGCAGCAAAGCUGCAUUUAUAUAAACCCUUGCCUUUUUGCUACUAAAUUAGCAAACUGGCAGCGAUUCCACCUCACCUGAGGUCCUUUAGUAUGUUGUAUCAACAGCCAGUCACAGCCAGUCUGUUUAGCUAAGGACUAGGACUUUGGUGGCUUUCCAAAACAAAGCUGCCAAAAUUCAUGAGGCAUUUUCUGUGCUCUCAUUCUUAAGGAAUUAUUUAUGGCGCUUAAGCAUAUUAUUACAUACAUGUAUAUAUAAUAUUUAAAAUGUCUUAUUUAAGAAGGAAUCAUGUACAAACUUUAUUUAUUUAAAUUAUUUUGAUUCAAUGGGAUUUUUCUAUCGAGUUUGCCCCUAAUAUGUUAGCUCCUUAAAUUAUUUCAUGUUCCUGUUGUUAUCUGUACACAUCUAGUUGGUAUGUCUAUUUAUUUAUGUAGUACAAGUAAUGGAAAACGUUCUGGUUCAUGUGCCUUGGAAGCAGCUGUUCCAAUUUUCUUUUUCCUCAUGUAAUUUAUAAUUAAAUUAUUUCUACAUUAAAAUUUCCAAUU
Messenger RNA from Alligator sinensis (Chinese alligator), 1291 nucleotides. Its product is annotated as interleukin-8-like. Gene Ontology annotation, cellular component: extracellular region. Gene Ontology annotation, biological process: antimicrobial humoral immune response mediated by antimicrobial peptide; chemokine-mediated signaling pathway; neutrophil chemotaxis. The transcript has 4 exons. Lineage: Eukaryota; Metazoa; Chordata; Crocodylia; Alligatoridae. Gene Ontology annotation, molecular function: CXCR chemokine receptor binding; chemokine activity. The coding region runs from base 103 to 417 and encodes 104 amino acids. The record is from RefSeq and is a predicted model, not a curated record.